CACCCCCUCGCCCGCCCUCCCCGCCGUGCUCCUCCCCGCGCCCCUCCUGCCGCCGCGGCCGGAUCUGUCUCAGGGGUGGGGGGGCGCUUGGCCCUGCGCACUGAGCGAUGUUUGUCCGCCAUCGCGGCGGACGAGGGUGAAGGAAACGCCGCCGCUGCCGCCGCUGGAGACAGGGGCCUGCGCCGCCGCCGCCCAGAACCCCCCGUAGCCGCCUCCCUCCUCCCCGCCCCGCACACCCCGGGGGCCGCCGCCCGGAGUGAAGGUCGCCAGGGGCUCCUGCCCGGGGUCUCCCCGAACCCCCCCCUCACCCCGCAGGAGGCUCCGCUCGAGCCGGGUCCGAAGAUGUCGAACCUGAGCAAGGGGACGGGCAGCCGGAAGGACACCAAGAUGCGGAUCCGAGCUUUCCCCAUGACCAUGGAUGAGAAAUAUGUAAACAGCAUCUGGGAUCUCCUGAAGAAUGCGAUCCAAGAGAUCCAGCGUAAGAACAACAGUGGUCUCAGCUUUGAGGAACUGUAUAGGAAUGCAUAUACUAUGGUGUUACAUAAACAUGGAGAAAAAUUGUACACUGGACUACGAGAAGUCGUCACUGAGCAUCUCAUAAACAAGGUGCGAGAAGAUGUGUUAAAUUCAUUGAAUAACAACUUUCUUCAAACACUAAACCAAGCGUGGAAUGAUCAUCAGACAGCAAUGGUGAUGAUUAGAGACAUUCUCAUGUACAUGGACCGUGUAUACGUACAACAAAAUAAUGUGGAGAAUGUCUACAACUUGGGGUUAAUAAUUUUUCGAGAUCAAGUUGUACGUUAUGGCUGUAUAAGAGAUCACCUACGGCAGACUCUGUUGGAUAUGAUCGCAAGAGAGCGGAAAGGAGAAGUUGUAGAUAGAGGUGCAAUAAGAAAUGCUUGCCAGAUGUUAAUGAUUCUAGGUCUUGAAGGAAGAUCAGUCUAUGAAGAAGACUUUGAGGCUCCAUUUUUGGAGAUGUCUGCAGAAUUCUUUCAGAUGGAAAGUCAGAAAUUUUUAGCUGAAAAUAGUGCUUCAGUAUAUAUAAAGAAAGUAGAAGCUAGAAUUAAUGAAGAAAUAGAACGGGUGAUGCACUGCCUUGAUAAAUCAACAGAAGAGCCAAUUGUGAAAGUUGUUGAAAGGGAGCUUAUAUCCAAACACAUGAAGACUAUAGUGGAAAUGGAGAACUCUGGGCUUGUUCAUAUGCUGAAAAAUGGGAAGACAGAAGACCUUGCUUGCAUGUACAAGUUAUUUAGCCGUGUGCCGAAUGGCCUGAAGACAAUGUGUGAAUGUAUGAGUUCGUACCUGAGGGAGCAAGGUAAAGCUCUAGUAUCUGAAGAGGGAGAAGGAAAGAACCCAGUUGACUAUAUUCAGGGUUUACUGGAUUUGAAGAGUAGGUUUGAUCGGUUUCUUCAAGAAUCUUUCAAUAAUGACCGGCUCUUCAAACAAACUAUUGCGGGUGACUUUGAGUAUUUCCUCAAUCUCAACUCUAGGUCUCCAGAGUACCUCUCAUUAUUUAUUGAUGAUAAGCUGAAAAAAGGAGUCAAGGGACUAACGGAGCAAGAAGUAGAGACUAUAUUGGAUAAGGCAAUGGUUCUGUUUAGGUUUAUGCAAGAGAAAGAUGUUUUUGAACGUUACUAUAAACAGCACUUGGCAAGAAGACUUCUUACAAACAAGAGUGUUUCAGAUGACUCUGAGAAAAAUAUGAUAUCUAAAUUAAAGACUGAAUGUGGAUGUCAAUUCACAUCUAAACUGGAAGGAAUGUUCAGGGAUAUGAGCAUCUCAAACACAACAAUGGAUGAAUUCAGGCAACAUCUACAGGCUACAGGGGUCUCAUUAGGUGGUGUUGAUCUCACAGUGCGGGUUCUCACAACAGGCUACUGGCCUACUCAGUCAGCCACACCAAAGUGCAACAUCCCUCCAGCCCCCAGACAUGCUUUUGAAGUAUUUAGAAGAUUUUAUUUAGCCAAACACAGUGGUCGACAGCUGACACUCCAGCAUCACAUGGGUUCAGCAGAUCUCAAUGCCACCUUCUAUGGACCUGUUAAAAAGGAAGAUGGCUCAGAGGUUGGUGUAGGAGGUGCCCAAGUAACUGGCUCAAAUACAAGGAAGCACAUAUUGCAAGUUUCCACUUUCCAGAUGACGAUACUAAUGCUCUUUAACAACAGAGAGAAAUACACGUUUGAGGAAAUUCAACAAGAAACUGAUAUCCCUGAAAGAGAGCUUGUUAGAGCCCUACAGUCCCUUGCAUGUGGCAAACCAACACAACGAGUUCUCACAAAAGAGCCUAAAUCAAAAGAAAUAGAAAAUGGUCAUAUAUUUACAGUGAAUGAUCAGUUCACGUCCAAAUUGCACAGAGUCAAGAUUCAAACGGUUGCUGCCAAACAAGGAGAAUCAGACCCAGAAAGAAAAGAAACAAGGCAGAAAGUAGAUGACGACAGAAAACAUGAGAUAGAAGCUGCUAUAGUGCGGAUAAUGAAAUCUAGAAAGAAGAUGCAGCACAAUGUGCUAGUAGCAGAGGUAACUCAGCAGCUGAAAGCUCGAUUCUUACCAAGUCCAGUUGUUAUUAAAAAACGUAUUGAAGGACUUAUUGAGAGAGAAUAUUUGGCACGAACACCUGAGGAUCGCAAAGUAUACACUUACGUAGCAUAAAAUGCGUUCAGCAAAUUUGAUUUAUUCUUGGACUAUACUCUCCGCAUGAACUGGGAAGUUCUUUUAAAUCAUUAAUAUUAAAGACGACCAUCUCUUCUAUUAAAUUACAAUACAUGUUCUAGACCAUGCAGAUCAAGCCUUUACUCCUUUUGAGAGUUUUCAACAUCAAUUGAUUGAGCUUCAGGCUUUUCAACGUUAUCCCUGUAGAGAUCAUUCUUAUAAUUCCUCGGGAAAAUGUGAACGUGCAGCGUUUGUUUUCAAAACUGUAUGAAAACAGAAAAAAAUAAACAAAUUUAGAAAAUACAGCUCAUUAAAAAUAAAAUUGUUGGAAUUUCA
Molecule: messenger RNA, 2985 nt
Organism: Mauremys mutica (yellowpond turtle)
Lineage: Eukaryota; Metazoa; Chordata; Testudines; Geoemydidae
Gene: CUL3
Product: cullin 3
Exons: 16
Coding region: 343-2649 (768 amino acids)
Biological process (GO): protein ubiquitination; ubiquitin-dependent protein catabolic process
Cellular component (GO): Cul3-RING ubiquitin ligase complex
Molecular function (GO): ubiquitin protein ligase binding
Source: RefSeq, a predicted model, not a curated record